This is a messenger RNA of Mustela erminea (ermine), 1406 nucleotides long. RefSeq lists its product as uncharacterized. Bases 1 to 1044 code for a protein of 347 amino acids. NCBI's taxonomy places the organism in Eukaryota, Metazoa, Chordata, Mammalia, Carnivora, Mustelidae. The transcript has 6 exons. The record is from RefSeq and is a predicted model, not a curated record.
AUGGCGGCGGAGUCCCCACUCCCAGCCUGGCCCCGUGAGCACACACCUCCGGCUGGGACCGUCCUUCAGGGCGGGACGGAGCUCCGGAAAGGGAAAGGGGAAGAGACUGGCACAGCUCUGCAGGGGCAGCAGCCGUGCCCCCCUGGCUUCAGACCAGCACACAGUGGAGAGCACGCUGCCCGGGAGGGUCAGAGCAGUGCCGUAACCUCAGAUUUGAGGACCCUUGGGACAGAAGCUGGUUACUUCGCUUCAGCAGAGACCGGGCGAACCGAGCCGAGAACAGACACGCAGACGGCGGUGUCUGGGAAACAGCGCCAGAUGCGACCAAAGAGUCUGGUCUGGUUCUUAGAAUUUACCGUGAGAGCCGUCCCUGUGACCCCUGACCCUGUCACAGCUGAAGGGGACACGGCCGGUUCUCAGGGAGCCUUCAAGUCCGCAGGGAGCAGCGAGGUAGAGCGAGUCCUGUCGUCCCGGGACCCUGGCGGUGAUGCCAGCCCGCACCGGCCCGAAAGUCUUCAUAAAAGAAAAGCAGCACAGCUCCGUAUUUGUGCCUGGAGGAACGGUCAGUGCCCCCUCGAGGUCACGCUCCGCUGCCAGAGCAGACCGCGGUGGGGCUCCUGUGCGAGCGUCCACCGCUGCGAGCGUCCACCGCUGCGAGCGUCCACCGCGCCCCCUGUGUCUCUCUGCCCGGGGUCCUCAACAGGAGCUGUCGGAGGGUCAGAGGUCGAGCUGUUCUCCGCUCAGGACCAGUGGCACCCGUGGGAGCUCGUGGCAGGUGGGGGCGCCUGCCGACUUCAUCUUCCUCUACCGUCACAGACCUUGGCCGUCCGCCUGGGGAAGAGGCCCUCAGAGCUGUGCUCCCCAAGGCAGAGGACGGCCCAUCCCUGGGCCCCUCCCUGGGCCCUCCUGUCCUGCCCACAGAGGCCUGGGCACAGCGAGGCAGCGGCGGGAGAGGGCUCCCCGGCGCCGCGGGAUGGGUAUCCGUGGACAUGGGCAGAAGGACAGGAGGGGCCACCAGAGCCGGCCGGCCGGCCCUCCGGAUGAGGCGGCAUCGGACAAAGAAAGGAGGAACAGGAGGAAGGGAAAGUCUUCCCCCCACCCCGGGGGUCUGUGCGCAGAGGAGCAAGGCAGCCCCGUGCACGGUGCAGAGUCUGGAGACGCCCGUGGGGCCGCCGGGUGUCGCUACCUGGAAGGUUUCUUCCCAAGGUCUGCGUGUUCCUGCCUCUGGCCCUCUACCCAGCCCCCCACAGAACCCCAAGACCACACAGCUUGGAAUUGAGUCCAGGACAGGCUGUCCUGCACCCACUGAAAGGCGUCUGCCUGUGACCAGGUGCAGGGACCUCCCCGGUGUGGCUCACGUCUCUGGCACUGGCUCGGCGCACGGCGGACAUCCAGCCAGCGCUCCU